GCGGCUUCCUCUUGCGGGAGCGUGCGCAGCGGUGGAGCAGCCGCCAAGCGCAGUGUGCUGCGGAAUUGCAGCGCUGCAAGCGGCCCAAAGAGCUAGCGCCGAAGCGCUGCGGCCGUGGCGCAAGGCGUGACCCGACCGCCUCACAACAGGUGGCCUGAGCGCCCAGCCGGGACGCGGCGCGCGGGAGCAAGUUACGCAGCGGAAUAAUUCAUCAUGGCGCAGCAAAUACCCUUAACGUUUAGCGAGGUGCUCAACCUGCCGAGCCUGGGCGUCUCGGCGAACGCGAUAAAAUUCGGCGUACGCGACCUGAGUGAAUAAUGACCUUCCCGCCCGCGCCGCGCCGCCUUAGCUGUUUCCCCGUAUUAUCGAUCCGAACGCCCCGCGCGCGCCGCGCCGUUUCGCACCGUCGCGCGCGAAACCCCCGCGGAACGCCCACGCCUCGUUUCCUCACACAGUCCUGCGCCAUGGAGUCCGACGCCUUCGUGAGCGUCUGCGACGGCUCGUCCGGCCAGCCCCAGGUUUUUAUUGUGGACCUCAAGAACGGCAACCAGGUCAUGAAGCGGCCGAUGUCUGCUGAAGCCGCGAUCAUGAACCCGGUGAGCAAGAUCCUGGCCUUGCGGGCGGGCCAACAACUACAAAUCUUCAAUCUGGAGUUAAGAGCCAAGAUGAAGAGCCACCAGAUGCCCGAGGCCGUCGUCUUCUGGCGCUGGGUCUCGCCGUCGACGAUCGCGCUGGUCACACCGACCGCGGUCUUCCAUUGGUCGACCGAGGGGUCCUCAGCACCCUCAAAAGUCUUCGACCGCCAUGCGCAGCUCGGCGAGGGCACGCAAGUCAUCAAUUAUCAAGUAAGCCCGGACGAGAAGUGGUGCCUCCUCAUGGGCAUCAGUCAAGGCGGCGCCGGCGUUAUUAAAGGAGCGAUGCAGUUGUAUUCCAGAGACAAGUCGGUCUCGCAGACCUUGCAAGGCCAUGCCGGCUGCUUCCACACCAUGUCCGUGCCCGGUCGAACGGACAAGGCCCAGGUCCUCUGUUUCCAGGAGAAGAAGGAAGGCCAGCCCGCGAAGCUCUUCGUCAUGGAAGUUGGUCGAGAUGCGUCGGCCGGCGCGGCGUUCCGACUGGCCCCAGUGCCCAUCCCGGUGCCGGGCGACGCGCAGAACGACUUCCCCGUGUCUAUGUGAGUUGCAGUGUCCGUGACGCUUACGCCAUCGCCGCGCGUCGUCUCCGUCAGACGAGGUCGUUCCGAGAGGACGCGGUCACGUCGAUGGCGUCUUGAGACCGCGCCGCCGCGACGGCGUCGACGCGAUGCCACGUCGACGCGGCCGUAUCGAGGGAGCUGCAGCAUCGUAACAUCGCACACACAGGCUCGCCUCGCCGAAGCACGACAUCCUCUACAUGGUGUCGAAGAUGGGCUACCUCUACUUGUUCGACUGUCUGAGCGGCAAGGCCUUAUGUAGGGCUAGAAUCACGACGGACACCGUCUUCGUCACGUGCCCUCAAACCUCCACCGGAGGCAUUCUGGGCGUCACCGCGAGAAAAGGCCAAUUAUUACAAGUGUCGGUCAACGAACAGACGCUCGUGCCGUACGUCGUCUCGACGCUACGAGACACGCAAUUGGGAAUAGCGUUAGCCGGAAGACUAGGCUUACCAGGAGCCGACGACUUGUACGCGCAGGAGUUCCAGCGCCAGCUCGCCGCUGGUGAUGUCUCUGGUGCCGCAAAAACAGCGGCAGACUCGCCCAACGGCAUGCUGAGAACGGCAGAAACCAUCCAAAGGUUCCAGGGUUUACCAGGACAGCCGGGCCAGCCCCAGCCCGUCUUCCAGUACUUCCACCUGUUACUAGAGAGAGGCAAGCUCAAUUCCUUGGAGUCGAUGGAGCUUGCUAAGCCCGUCAUCGCGCAGGGGCGCACGCAGUUCCUCGAGAAGUGGCUCACGGAGGACAAGUUGGAGUGCUCGGAGCAGCUCGGUGAUUUAGUAGUACAAUCGGAUGUCAAUAUGGCUCUCUCAGUAUACUUGAGAGCCAAUGUCCCCGAGAAGGCCGUGAAUUGCUUCUUGCAACGGGGCGAGUACGACAAGAUCGCGGCGUAUGCCGCGAAGGUCGGCUACCGCUGCGAUUAUGGAGUUAUGCUCGGCAACCUAGCCAGGCAGAACCCCGCUGGCGCGCUAGAUUUUGCGAAACAACUUAGUGCGGGUUCAUUGGUGGAUCCGAACGCCGUGGUAGAAAUCUUCAUGGGCCUGAACCGCAUCCAGGAGACGACGGCGUUUCUGUUGGAAGCUUUGAAAGGUAACAAGCCCGAAGAGGGCUACCUCCAGACCAAAUUGUUAGAAAUCAACUUACGAGGCGGCUCCCCACAAGUGGCCGAUGCCAUUCUCCAGAACGCCAUGUUCACGCACUACGACCGCCAGUACGUCGCGAAGUUGUGCGAGAGCUGUGGGUUGUCUCAAAGGGCUUUAGAACACUACACGGACACGGACGACAUCAAACGGUCACUGCUCGCGAUGUGCAGCAACCCGCAGCAGUUGAAUCCCGAAUUUGUCCUGUCCUACUUCGGUUCGCUGUCUCCUGAAGCCUCAUUGGACUGUCUUCGCGAAUUAUUACAGCGCAACAUGCGGGGCAACAUGCAGAUCGUUACCCAGGUCGCCGCGAAAUACAACGAGCAGAUCGGGGCCGAGCCGCUGGUCGAGCUGUUCGAGGGCUUCAAAUGCUACGAAGGGUUGUUUUAUUAUUUAGGACAGAUCGUGAACUUUUCUCAAGAUGCUUUAGUGCAUUUCAAGUACAUCGAGGCGGCGGCGAAGUGCCAGCAGUUCAAGGAGGUCCGUUGUCCGGUGUCCUGCCUACGCCAUCGUCGCGUCGACUGCGUGGAGGCGGACGCGAGGGCACGCCAUCGACGCGAUACACACGCAGGUUGAGCGCGUCUGCCGCGAUAGUACCGUGUACGACCCCGAGACGGUGAAGCAGUUCCUGAUGGACGCCAAACUGCCCGACCCGAGACCGUUGAUCCACGUCUGCGAUAGACAUGAUUUUGUGGAAGAAAUGACGUCGUAUUUGCACAGCAACCAGCUCCAGAAGUACAUUGAGGUCUACUGCAACAAAGUCAGUCCCCAGAAGACGCCGUUAGUCGUGGGCAAACUCCUAGAUCUCGACGCGAACGAGGACUUCGUGCGCGGGUUACUCAACUCCGUAGGACAUGCGUGUCCCGUCGAGGAGCUCGUGGAGCAGGUCGAGCGUAGGAACCGACUGAGGUUGUUACAACCGUGGCUGGAGGCGAGAAUCGCCACGGGCAACCAGGAGGUGGGCACGCACAAUGCUAUUGGCAAGAUAUAUGUUACACUUAACAGGGACCCCGUAUCAUUUUUAACAAACGACCAGUGGUACGACCCGGCCGUGCUCGGGAAGUACUGCGAGAAGCUGGAUCCGUCGCUCGCAUUUAUCGCGUAUAAGCGGGCGGGUGGGGCCUGCGACCAGGAUUUGAUUCGCGUUACUACUGCUAAUGGGUUGUUCAAGGACCAGGCUCGGUAUCUCGUCGAGAAGCAGGACCUGGAGCUGUGGGCCACCGUGUUGACGCCGCCGGACGAAGAGCAGCCCGGGGAUACCUCGGAACAGAACCGUCGCUCUCUGAUCGACCAGGUCGUGCAGACGGCGCUGCCGGAGACGCGGGACCCCGACCACGUGUCUACUACCGUGAAAGCCUUCAUGGCCGCGGACUUACCUCAUGAGCUCAUUGAGUUACUUGAGAGAAUAGUGUUACAGGGUAGCGACUUCAGUGAAAAUAAAAAUUUGCAGAAUUUGUUGAUUUUAACCGCUAUAAAAGCGGACAAGGAGCGCGUCAUGGAGUACAUCAACCGCCUGGACAACUUCGACGGGCCGGAGAUCGCGAAGAUCGCGAUUAGCGACCAGUACGGCAUGUACGAAGAAGGUUUUGUAAUAUAUACAAAGUUCGCCAAGGCCGCGGCCAAGCCGGAUGAGGCCACCGAGCUGAACGUUUUAGCGAUGGGCGUGCUUGUUGGUGAUCUGAAGGCCAUGGAGCGCGCCGCCGAGUUUGCCGAAAGGGCCGACGACAAGGCCGUGUGGUCUCGGCUGGCCAAGGCGCAACUCGCUGAAGGGUUACUGGCUCCGUCAAUAGCUUCUUACUUGAAGGCCGACGACCACAAGGACUGGCCCGAGGUCGUGUCUGCCGCGGAAGGUUCCGAUAGCUAUGAGGAGCUCGUUCCUUAUCUAGUGAUGGCUAGAACCCAUGUCAAGGAAGCCCAACUCGACACGACCUUGAUCUACGCCUACGCCAAAGCGAACAAGCUCGGCGAGCUCGAAGAGUUCAUCAGUGCGCCGAACGUGGCUCGCAUCGACGACGUCGGCGAGCGCUGCUUCAACGAGCAGAUGUUCUCGGCCGCCAAGUUGUUAUUUGCGUCGAUCAACAACAACGCGAAGCUUGCGCUGUGUUUGGUGAAUCUCGAGCAGUACCGCGAAGCUGUCGACGCUGCGCAUAAGGCCAACAGUGUUUCUACCUGGAAGGAGGUCAAUCGCGUCUGCGUUCGAGUGGGCGAGUUCAAGCUCGCUAGGAUCGCGGGCCUGCAGAUCAUCGUGCACCCGGAUCACUUAGAAGAGCUCACUUCACUCUACGAGCGUUCAGGCGCCACUGAUGAACUCAUAGAAUUGAUGGAGCAAGGAUUAGGGUUGGAUCAAGCCCAUUCGGGCGUGUUCACGGAGCUCGGCGUCCUCUACUCGAAGUACGUCCCGGAAAAGCUCAUGGAGCACAUCAAGAUCUUCUGGAGUCGCAUGAACGCGCCCAAGGUCAUGAAGGCCUGCGAGAAGGCGUUGCUCUGGGACGAGGCCGUCUUCCUGCUCAAGGAAGAUGAACAAUAUGAUAGCGCCGUGAAGACGAUGAUCGCGCAUCCGUCCGCGUUCUCCCAUGAUCUGUUCCUGGAUUGCGCGCAGAAGGUGCGGAACGCCGAGGUCUACUACAAGGCCAUCGCGUUCUACGUGGAACAGCAGCCGCUGCAGCUCAACAGGCUAUUGCAGGUCUUGACGCCGAAUCUAGAUCACUCUAGGGUCACGCAUCAACUGAGAAAACUUGAGAAUUUACCUUUGGCCCUACCUUACUUGAGGGACGUCCAGAAGGAAAAUCUGACGGCCGUCAACGACGCCGUGAACGAGCUCUGCGUCGACGAUGAAGAUUACGACGCUCUCCGGUCGUCGAUCAACGACUUCGACAACUUCGAUCAUAUUGCUUUGGCCCAGAAGGUCGAGAAGCAUGAGCUGCUCGAGUUUCGACGCAUCGCGGCCACGAUCUACAAGAAGCACAAGCGCUGGGAGAAGAGUAUACAGUUGUCCAAAGCUGAUAAGAUGUACAAGGACGCGAUCGACACGUGUUCAGCGUCGGGCGACCCGGCCCUCGCGGAAGAUUUGUUGAGGUUCUUCGUCGAUGUGUGCGACAAGGAGUGCUUCUGCGCCACACUCUAUACGUGCUACAAGAUCGUAACUCCCGACGUGGCCCUGGAGCUGGCCUGGCGGUCGGAUUACGUGGACUUUGCGAUGCCCUAUGUUAUACAAUAUGCGAGACACCUGCACGAUACGAUCGCGGAGCUCGAGAAGCGCACGGCACCGAAGGAGGAGCCCACCGAGUCGGAGCAGGCCCAGGCCGCCGCGGCGGCCAUGUACGGCGACCCGGCCAUGGGCAUGGCCGGCGCGCCGCUCCAGAUCGGCUACCAGGACCCGUCGAUGGGCUACGCGGACCCGUCGCAGAUGUACAACGCGGGCAUGAACGGCGGCAUGGCGCCGCCAAUGCCUGGUACCAUGCCUGGUAUGCCUCCACAAAUGCCGCCGCAGGGCAUGUACCCGGGCCAGAUGCCGCAAUACUAGACACGCGCCUUCCCUCUCCCCGUCCCCUCCCCCGCUUCGUCGUAAGCAUCUAUAGGCGCUA
This is a messenger RNA of Pelagomonas calceolata, 5912 nucleotides long. The record is from the annotation of a GenBank genome assembly. NCBI's taxonomy places the organism in Eukaryota, Pelagophyceae, Pelagomonadales, Pelagomonadaceae.